CACUGACUCGCUGCGAUGCUCGACCCGUCCGUACGUCGCCACCACCAUGGUCUCCGUCUCAGAAGAAGCGAUUCACGCCCGCGCACAGAGGCUCCACGCACACCCUGCCCUCGACACCGUCGAGCGCCUCAUCCUCCAUGAGAAGCGUGGCAACUGCAUCCCCGUCUAUGUCGAACUCCCCGCGGACCUCAUCACCCCAUGCAUGGCCUACCUGCGCAUAGCGAAGGACUCCAAGUACUCCUUCUUGUUUGAGUCCGUCAUUGGGGGCGAGAACGUCGCGCGCUAUUCCUUCAUCGGCGCAGAUCCCCUCAAGGUCAUCAAGACUGGUCCGAACGAGGACAUUAAGGGGGACCCAAUGGGCCCCCUCGAAAAGGAGCUCGCGUUGCACCAGUACAUCAAGAUUCCCGAGAUCCCCACAUUCACUGGCGGCGCGAUCGGCUAUGUCACCUACGACUGUAUUCAGCACUUCGAGCCGAAGACGAAGCGGGACCUCAAGGACACCCUGCACAUCCCUGAAGCCGUCUUCAUGCUCGUCGACACGAUUGUCAUCUACGACCACAUCUACCAGACCAUGCGCGUCGUCUCUCACGUCUUUGCGCCCCCUACCGCUGGCGCGAGCAACCUCUCUUUCAUGUACGACACCGCUGUCGCCAAGGCGCGCCGUCUAGCGAAGGUUAUCCUCAGCGCUGUCACCCCCGAGCCACCACAGCCGCCCAUUAAGCUCGGUAACGAGAGCGUCUCGAAUGUCGGCAAGGCUGGCUACGAGGGCUUCGUCACCACGCUCAAGAAGCACAUCGUCGCCGGCGACAUAAUCCAGGCCGUCCCCUCCCAGCGUCUUGCUCGUCCUACCACCAUCCACCCCUUCAACGUGUACCGCCACCUUCGCCAGAUCAACCCCAGUCCCUACAUGUUCUACAUUGAUUGCGGUGACGAGCAGAUUGUUGGUUCGAGUCCCGAGACGCUCUGCAAGGUGGAGGCAAACACUGUCUUCAACCACGCGAUCGCAGGCACUACACAUCGCGGGCGGACACCCGAGGAGGACGAGGAGCUUGGGAAGACGCUGCUCGCCUCGGAGAAGGACCGCGCGGAGCACAUCAUGCUGGUCGACCUCGCACGAAACGACGUCAACCGCGUGUGCGACCCGAAGACCGUGAAGGUCGACGAGCUCAUGAAGCUCGAGAAGUUCUCGCACGUCAUCCACAUCACCUCGCAGGUUUCGGGUGUCCUGCGGCCAGGACUGACGCGGUUCGACGCCUUCCGGUCGAUCUUCCCGGCGGGCACGGUCUCUGGCGCGCCGAAAAUCAAGGCGAUCGAGAUCGUGUCGUCGCUGGAGCAGGAGCGACGGGGUGUGUAUGCUGGUGCGGUCGGUCGCUGGGACUUCGCCGACGACGCGAUGGACACGUGUAUCGCGAUCCGCACGAUGUUGUUCAAGGACGGCGUCGCAUACCUGCAGGCGGGUGGUGGCAUCGUCUUCGACUCCAACGAGGAGGAGGAGUACAUCGAGACGAUUAACAAGCUCAAAGGCAAUGUACGGGCGCUCGAAGAGGCGGAGAAAUAUUGGUAUGAGAUGCAGCAGGCGGAGGGUGCGACAUCGGCAUGAUAGAGGGUAAUGCGACAUGUACAUAUGUAUACCUCAGGCUGUGGGACUUGAUUAUUUAGAGGCAAGCACAUUUUCGUGAAGGCA
This is a messenger RNA of Schizophyllum commune H4-8, 1684 nucleotides long. RefSeq names its product anthranilate synthase component. The record is from RefSeq and is a predicted model, not a curated record. Gene Ontology annotation, molecular function: anthranilate synthase activity. The transcript is spliced from 3 exons. Bases 47 to 1600 code for a protein of 517 amino acids. Lineage: Eukaryota; Fungi; Basidiomycota; Agaricomycetes; Agaricales; Schizophyllaceae. Gene Ontology annotation, biological process: L-tryptophan biosynthetic process.